This is a messenger RNA of Aspergillus versicolor CBS 583.65, 2129 nucleotides long. RefSeq lists its product as uncharacterized. NCBI's taxonomy places the organism in Eukaryota, Fungi, Ascomycota, Eurotiomycetes, Eurotiales, Aspergillaceae. The record is from RefSeq and is a predicted model, not a curated record. The transcript has a single exon. Gene Ontology annotation, cellular component: extrinsic component of intraperoxisomal membrane. Gene Ontology annotation, biological process: peroxisome inheritance. Bases 291 to 1883 code for a protein of 530 amino acids.
AGACUGCAUUCAAUAUGCGGCACUAAGGGGGCUUGGUUUGUACUAUGCGCUCUGAUGAUUAUCAUUAUCCUUCACUAGUGCUGUCGCUGGCAUCAUUUGCCUCUCUUUGACCUUUGACCCGUGAUACUGCCCAGAGCUCGUCCGAGAAUGGCUCUUCGCUCCUUACCAUAGCCACAACAUUGUUGCCCCCAGCUGAGCGGAGCAUCUUUCCUUCAUUCUUCUCUCCUCGCUCCUUCAUCAUUUCCCACAUCAAUGUAAUCUUUGUUUUUCUCGAACCCCCAUGAGCGAUCAUGUCCGACAUUUUUGAAGCGCCACCUCCCCGACGGUCGUUUACGCUUCCUACCAACCUGAACCCAUCCAUCCAACGCAAAUCCGACUCGUUCAAACCAUCCGAGAAUGAUAUCUUUUACCACCCAUCGGCAAAAGUCGUUCACUUUUCCCCUAGAUCUAUAGUGCCGAUUCCCUCCAGUACUGCGCCGUCCGACUUUGACUACCCUGUUGAUACCAUCGAGACCCUGCCGUGGCGAUCCCCAACAGAGCGAACGGUCGCGUUCGCGCCACUGAGGUUGGAGAAGGUAUAUGGAUCGACCGUGUUCCUGAAAUGUGGAAGCGUGGUCCACGCGAUCCUAAAGAACUCUCAGUGUUGGUGCGUGGACAGGGAAUCCACGUUUGUUUUGCGCAUCCGCCCCCUCACAUACUACCGGAUCGAGUUGCCGAACGAAACCGAGGAUGACAAAGAGCUUGUUACUGAAAUGAAAGAGGCUUUACCAAAGAUCCUCCGCUACGAAGUCACACCGUGCCCUUUUAAACGUGGGUUCACGGUUGAAAUUCCUGAGGAGGCGAAAGUUCCCCGACGCAAGAAAGCAUGGCGCCCCAAAGGACGAAGAGAAAGUGCUCCUAUACAGCCGACGUACUGUCAGGAGCCCCUUGAUUUAAAAGGAAUUGCCACGCCAGAUUCACUCAGUGCAGGCGAGGAUACAGACGAGACUGCCACCGACGGCAGUGGCUUCACCCCGAGAGGUAGUAAUACGAAACUGGAGACAAUUCCGGAUGAUCACGAGCAAUUGCCAGAGCCCAUCAAUAUACCCGAAUCGACUAUGCCAAGGCGAUCAGUGAGUGAGGUACAGCAAAGCUUCCAGACCUUGCUGGGGAGGUUUGAAGACACGCCUGAGUCUCAGGAUGAACCGGAGUUGCCACUUUCGUCAAGUGUUGACUCGUUCCACUCAAUGGAUAUUACGCCAGAACCCUAUUUGACACCCCCAUCUCCUACAUCACCAGACGAUAAACAUUUGGCGCAAGAUAAGCUCCAAGAAGUGCAGGAACCGUCGGAUAGAGAGGAGUUUGAAAGUCAAGAUACCCUGAAACCGCCGUUCAAUAGAGAGAAAAGCACAGACCAGAUGUUCACCCCUGUACAAAGCUUAAGCCCCGAACAGAACUUUAUAUUGCCCCGAACACCGGGAUCAUUCUCCAGCAUUAACAGCGCAAAGUCUAACGAUUCAAACCCGAACCUUACUACCAUGAGCACUGAAUUCCGCCGCCGCUCAAAAGCGUCACGAGAGAGGGAAAUAUCACCAAUGCCCCCGGCAGCUACGCUAAUCCUCGCCAACACAGAGAAACAUGAUGCUGCCUCGUUAAUUCAGAAGACAGCUACACUGGUUUUAGUACCACCUAUUCAACUGCUCAUAGUCUUGAUCCAUAUUGCGGCACGGAUUGUCAUAGGUCCGGGGGUUGACUCCCCUGUCGGAGACUUUCACCGCAAACUCGAGCGCCAGGCCUCUUAUUCCAAUGAGGCUGUGGAUGAUUACGAUCUUCCACUUGCACCGGAGUUCCCAAGAAAGCCGUCGGUUUCAGAUCAGAGUCACCUCGGUUCGGAUUCUGGUUAGAUCUUGAACUCCUUCCAGCAUUUGACUGUUUCCCUUCACCCCUUGACCGGCGCAAUUCUUCCCUCCUUGCUUCCCGCUUCCAUGAUAACGCCUCGUCAUGAUCAUCAUCUUUGGAUUUCUGCUUUUGUAUACCCUGCAUAGUGCGCUUCUCUUCUUGCCUGUAUUUCUAGACAAGUUCACCUGUAUUUUAGCAUACCUAACUAGUUCCGAUAUUAAUGACCAUAUGAUAUAACAUUUGCCAUCUUU